AUGUUGACGCUCAAGUUUCUCCACAUACAGGUCGCGCUUUGGACCUGCAUCAACGCUAUUGCGGUGCCCGCGCCGACCAACGCUCUCGUCAACGAGCGCGCCGUGAACUGCAAUUCAGUCUCGGGGGCGUUGAAGGUUCUGAAGGGUUUAGGAGCACCAGCAACCUCGUUUUGCAGCUCGUACUUGAAGAUCCCCGCGACUGUGACUACGACGACGACGACGACGCCCGUUAGCACGGUCCAAACCAUCGUAGCAACCACCACCACCUACCAAGCCGUCUGCCCCGCCGCCCCCGCCCGGCGCGAUGCAGCAGCAGUAGCAGCAGCAUUGUUCGCACGCCGCGCCGUCCCCGCCGCAGAGACAGGUGCCGUCCAAGCACGACAAGCCGUCGACCUCGCUGCGCUGAAAAUCUUCGCCGCGUCGCAAUUAUCCUCUGGAUGUAGUUGUUUGAGCCUCGCGCCCAAGACGACGCGAACAGCUACCACGACGGCGGCUGCGUCUGUACGUCUUAUCCCUAUCCUUAUCCCAUACCCAUCCCACCCCAUCCCAUCCAGUCUGCAUCGACUUGUCCAGCCAGACUAA
Messenger RNA from Dothidotthia symphoricarpi CBS 119687, 582 nucleotides. RefSeq lists its product as uncharacterized. The record is from RefSeq and is a predicted model, not a curated record. The transcript is spliced from 2 exons. The coding region runs from base 1 to 582 and encodes 193 amino acids. Lineage: Eukaryota; Fungi; Ascomycota; Dothideomycetes; Pleosporales; Dothidotthiaceae.